AAGCUCCAACUAGAGAAGACGAAGGGCGCCGACGGUGACACGUACUUGAAGGUGUCCACCCUUCAAACGAAGAUCGCCGUAGGAGGCGGGAAGCUGAGAUUGCAAAAUUUGUUUGGUGGCGAUCCAGCUUUGGGCGAAGCUGUGAACGGAGCUAUCAACAGCAACUUCGAUUCUUUCAUACAGGAACUCACACCCGCUCUCGAGAGCGCGAUUUCGAGCACGUUCACACAAAUCGCGGACAGUGUUCUAAGCCAGUUCUCGUACGACACGCUAUUCCCCGACGCGUAGCUCUCAGGUAUUAAAUCGAAGGAUUUGAAAGGAUUGAACGUCACUUUGGUCUAUCUAUAGAUUUUUACAUCUUGAUUCAUCGAACUUUAUUCAAAGUUGUCUAUCUUCUCAAGGGCAAAGGACUUCACCGAUGCAAGAGAAUUGACAUCGUCAGUGAAAAUAGUAUUAUAUAUAAACGAGCACAUAAUCGAUGCUUGAAUAAUUAAAAUCAUAUCUUUUAAAUACAUGAUUCCAAGAGUUGAGUAAAAUGCAGAGAUCUGCUAUCACAUUGGAAGGUACAUGAUUACCACACUUGAGAUUGAAGUGGAAGAUGGAUUUCAUAGAUAGACUUACGUGAUGAUUAGGAUUAAUCACGAGUGCCUCGAUAUCAAACUGCAUUCUGGAACUCAAGUAUUUCCAUGAUAUUACUUGAAUAGAAAAUAAAAUAUGAUACUAUGAUAAAUGUCAAAUUGAUCGAAAAAUUAGAAAUUUACAGAGAAGAUUUCCCACGCGUGUAACGUGACGAUGUGAUUUGAUAAAUUUUCGCUAACGACAUGGAAUUUGACUGUAUUGGUAUUACGAAUAUGUAUUUCUAAUGUUAGCAUUCCAUUAGUUCCUCUGCUUAAGUUUUUUACUUUCUUCCGACUGCUUUAGAAGUGGUCCAUAAAUUGUAAUUUUUCAGAUUAGUUUGUAUUAAUAAAAUGAAAUUUGUACAACA
Messenger RNA from Ceratina calcarata, 985 nucleotides. RefSeq names its product protein takeout-like. The record is from RefSeq and is a predicted model, not a curated record. The annotation marks the transcript as partial. Gene Ontology annotation, biological process: multicellular organismal reproductive process. The transcript has a single exon. NCBI's taxonomy places the organism in Eukaryota, Metazoa, Arthropoda, Insecta, Hymenoptera, Apidae.